UAACAUUGAGAGACUCUUAUAAAGAAAGCGGCCGCACCGUGUGCGCGGCGUCACUAGAAUCGAGCCGGCGACCGCGACCGCGAGCGCUGGGAGCCGCUCCCGACGGAGGAGUCGUCGGCGGGCUCGACGGUCGCGCUCGACGCGGCGCGCCGCAUCGACGGCCGGCGGACGCGCCGCGGCCGGCUGCUUUCAGGAACAGUCGGGUCCGCGAUGUCCUCGGAGUGGGACCGCUCCGAGACGACGGCCGUCGGCAGCGUCCCGCUCGCCUUGUCGUUCGGGCUGAGCUCGGACGUCGCGCUGCAGUCCGAGGAACUGUGCGACCGCGGCACGAGGAGCGUGAGGUCGUUCACCGGAGAUUGUAAGGACGUGAAGUCCGUCUGCGUGCCCGUCGUCGCCUGCUCGGACCGGAACUUGCAAAUGUGGCCCGCUUUUGGGAGGCCGCAGCGCCCGCAGCGGUACGGCCUCCGCGGCUUGUGCGCGCGCUUCUUCUUCUCGACGGGGGCCGCGGCGGCCGUCGCGUCGAAGAGCGUCAAUAGUCCUUUGGCGGCUUCGUUGUCGCCCAUCGCGGCGGCGGGACGACCUGCGCGGCCGCAAAUUUGCACGUUUUUAUGGAGCGAGCCGACGAGUCGUGCGAGGAGGACGCGUACCGCGAUGAUGAACCGGUUUCGCAACGUGUUAUUGUCCACACAGCGCUUACCAAAAUCUGCCUGUACUUUUUUUAGCAGCUCAAAACUUCAUAAAUAAGCGGUCGUGCAGCACGCAGCCGUGCACACGAUGUCAAACCGGACUCAGUGGUCUUCUGCUGCUCAAGUUACGCUGAACAAGCCUUGCGUGCAGGAGCACUGCCCGAGUUUGUUGGCACUUGGCAGCUGUGCG
Pelagomonas calceolata is the source of this 876-nucleotide messenger RNA. Lineage: Eukaryota; Pelagophyceae; Pelagomonadales; Pelagomonadaceae. The record is from the annotation of a GenBank genome assembly.